AUGAUGUGGAUCCUGUGUCUGGCACUCUGCGGCCUGCUGACAGGCACACGAGCUGACCCCGGCGCAGUGCUGCGGUUGGGCAUGGACAUCAUGAACCAUGAGGUCCAGAGCGCCAUGGAAGAGAGUCAUAUCCUGGAGAAGAUGGCAGCUGAGGCAGGCAAGAAGCAGCCUGGGAUGAAACCCAUCAAGGGCAUCACCAAUCUGAAAGUGAAGGACGUCCAGCUGCCCGCCAUCACACUGAACUUUGUACCUGGAGUGGGCAUCUUCCAGUGUGUGUCCACAGGCAUGACCAUCACUGGCAAGAGCUUCAUGGGCGGGAACAUGGAAAUCAUCGUGGUCCUGAACAUCACAGCCACCAACCGGCUUCUGCAGGAUGAGGACACUGGCCUUCCCAUGUUCAAGAGUGAGGGCUGUGAGGUCAUCCUGGUCAACGUGAAGACCAACCUGCCUAGCAACAUGCUGCCCAAGAUGGUCAAGAAGUUUCUGGACAGCACCCUGCACAAAGUCCUCCCUGGCCUGAUGUGUCCAGCCAUCGAUGCGGUCCUGGUGUAUGUGAACAGGAAGUGGACCAACCUGAAUGACGCCAUGCCCGUGGGCCAGAUGGGCACUGUCAAAUAUGUCCUGAUGUCCACACCAACCACCACAGCCAGCUAUAUCCAAGUGGACUUCAGUCCUGUGGUGCAGCAGCAAAAAGGCAAAGCCAUCCCGCUGGCGGGUGAUGGGGAGGCCCUCGAGUUCCCCAAGGGCUACGCCGAGGGCUCGUCACAGCUGCUGCUCUCAGCCACCCUCCUCACAGCGGAGCUCACCCUUCUGCAGAAGUCCUUGGAUGUGAAGGUCCAGAACAUGACGGUUGGUAAGCUGCCCCCACAAACCACUAAGACACUGGCUGCCUUCAUCCCUAAAGUGGCUAAGGCCUAUCCCAAGCCAAAGCACUUGGUGACACAUAUCAGGAUAAACAAGCCCCCCAAGGUGACCAUGAAGACAGGCAAGAGCCUGCUGCAACUCCACAGCACCCUGGAGAUGUUUGCAGCUCGGCGGCGGGGCAAGCCUCCUGUGUCCCUCUUUCUCCUGGAAGUUCAUUUCAAUCUGAAAAUCCAGUACUCAGUGCAUGAGAACCGGCUGCAGAUGGUCACCUCUCUGGACAGAUUACUGAGCCUGUCCCGGGAGUCUUCAUCUAUUGGUAACUUCAAUGAGAAGGAAUUAACUGGCUUCAUCACUGAUUAUCUCCGAGAAGCCUACAUCCCAGUCAUCAAUGAUGUGCUCCAAGUUGGACUCCCGCUCCCAGACUUUCUGGCCAUGAAUUACAACCUGGCUGAGCUGCACAUCGUGGAGAAUGGCCUGGUGCUAGACUUGAAGCUGGAAUGA
Molecule: messenger RNA, 1365 nt
Organism: Galeopterus variegatus (Sunda flying lemur)
Lineage: Eukaryota; Metazoa; Chordata; Mammalia; Dermoptera; Cynocephalidae
Gene: BPIFB6
Product: BPI fold containing family B, member 6
Exons: 15
Coding region: 1-1365 (454 amino acids)
Molecular function (GO): lipid binding
Source: RefSeq, a predicted model, not a curated record